UUUGAGUUUUAGAGGAGGGGAGCUGGUGUAAAUAAACACAAAAUUUCACGUUUUACACAUAACGACAGCGUUCGGGUGCUUGUGUUUAGGGCUGUCGUGAAAAUGUCGAGUGACGGAAACAAGAAGCAGUUUUGGAAAAGAAACGCAGCGAAGGUUCCCGGCAGCAUUCAGCAUGUGUACGGCGCACAACACCCACCUUUCGACCCACUCCUUCAUGCUAACUUAAUUAAAGCAGGCAACAAGCCUCCUCCAGCAACACCGGGCAAGCCCAAGAAGGCUACCACCUUCCAGGAGUUUGAGAGCAUCACGAGCGAUGCCUGGGACGUUGGGGACGAUGACGACGAGUUACUGGCCAUGGCCGCACAGAACCUUAACAUUGAGGUGGUCAUGGAGACUGCGAAUAAGGUGAUUGAGAAUCACAGCAAGCAGCAGGAGAGACAGAGACUGGAUGACACGACAGAGCUGGAACAAAGAGAAGAGGACACACAGGAGGAGGUGGCAGAGGAAGAGGAGGAGGAGGGGGAGGACGAGGAAUAUGAAGAUGACAGAGUGGAGGAGGGUGAUGUUACCAGUCCAGAGGUGUCAUUUGCCUCCCAGAGCAGCCCUUACACUGAUGGCCGCCUCGUCAAGUCCCACAGCGAAGCUCCAAUCGGGUCACCGAAAGAUACUGCAGGCGAGCACGCAGCCCUCCACAGACAGCGGUCCCUGCCCCACCGGCCGCCUGUCAUCCCGCUAGUGGCUCGCAUCGCCGACCAGAACACAUCUGGCACCCCGGCCAUGACCGAGAGGGAAGCAUCCCGUCUGGAUAAAUUCAAACAGUUGUUGGCUGGGCCGAACACAGACCUAGAGGAGCUACGGAAACUCAGCUGGUCUGGAAUCCCACGACAAGUCCGACCGAUUACGUGGAAGCUGCUUUCAGGUUACCUGCCAGCCAAUGCAGAGAGGAGAGAAAGCGUCCUACAGAGGAAGAGACAAGAAUAUUUUGGCUUCAUCCAGCAAUACUACGACUCCCGCAAUGACGAACACCAUCAGGACACGUACAGACAGAUUCACAUUGACAUACCGAGAACUAAUCCUCUUAUUCCUCUCUUUCAACAAGCUUCUGUCCAAGAGAUAUUUGAACGGAUCCUGUUUAUUUGGGCCAUCCGCCACCCGGCCAGCGGCUACGUGCAAGGCAUCAACGACCUGGUCACGCCGUUCUUCGUCGUCUACGUCUUCGAGUACAUCGAGGAGGAAGUGGAAAACUUUGACGUGUCCAGUCUCCAGGAAGAGGCUCUAAGGAACAUUGAGGCUGACAGCUUCUGGUGCAUGAGCAAACUGCUGGACGGCAUCCAGGACAACUAUACAUUUGCCCAGCCAGGCAUCCAGAGGAAAGUCAAGGCCCUGGAGGAGCUGGUCAGCAGGAUUGAUGAGUCUGUGCAUCGCCACAUGCAGCAGUACGAGGUAGAGUACCUGCAGUUCGCCUUUCGCUGGAUGAACAACCUCCUGAUGAGGGAGCUGCCACUACGCUGCACAAUCCGACUGUGGGACACCUACCAGGCUGAACCAGAGGGUUUCUCCCAUUUCCAUCUCUAUGUGUGCGCUGCAUUCCUGGUGAGGUGGAGGAAAGAGAUUCUUGAGGAGAGGGAUUUUCAGGGCUUGAUGAUUCUCCUGCAGAACCUUUCCACAAUGCACUGGGGCAACGAGGAAGUAAGCGUGCUGCUGGCUGAAGCCUACAGGUUGAAGUUUGCCUUCGCCGACGCGCCCAACCACUACAAGAGAUGAUGAGCGUGGCUCUCUGCAGCUGCCCCACCCUUUCUCCUCUUCCUCCUCCUCCUCCUCCUUCCCCACACUCAUCUACUGAACUUCGAGGCUCUUACCCCCCCGUGGAAGGACUGCCUCAUUUUCUUAACCCCUGUUUCCCAUAUUGCCCAAUGGGCCUUUCAGCUACUAAGAGAUUUGAAUCAACCAAUGACUGAGAGGACGUGCUGUGUAGCACUCUAACAUGUUGAUGUGGAGCCUUUUUUUAAUUAUUUUUUUCUCUCUGAUCAGCUCUGAAAUGCGUGAUGUCGCAGUCCAGUGCAGACCUCUGAACGCUCUUCAUCAUUUAAGCUUGGUGACGCCUCAAAGUACAACCUCAGGUGUGAUGCAGGACCGUGAGCUAUUGCUCAGCACCGCCUGAGGUUUUCUUCAUGGCUCAGAAAAAUGUUCUUUCUCGCUUAUUGUUAUUUCUGAUACCAUGGCAAUACAUUGUUUUUUUUGUUCCCCGAGGCAACGAUUUGACCUUUUUUGUCAGUUUGCCAAGACAAAGAGAGAUGGCAAAAGGGCAGUGCGCUAGAUGGUUUACAUAUUUGAGCCCCUCUCUCCUGGCCACAACACAACCUGAAAGAACAUGACCUCUCCUGUUUUUCUGUGGGGGUAUUUUUUCCCCCAGCGUCAUGCCAGGAAAGACAGAUUGUUUUCCUUCAUGACAAAAUAACACACUAGAAUCCUACAGAGAGAGAGAUUGUCAGUCUACAAGUGGAGGAUUGCCUCUUUCCACAAACCACACACACAAACCAACUGAGUCCCUUUCCUUCAUCUCAUCCUCCAACAUCCCGGUGUUUGAGAGUAAGACAAACAGUGGUUAGAGACUGCCGGUCAGGAGAGUCACACAUGCGCAGAUCCACAUAAAACAAAAUAAUAAGCCAUUAGGAGUAAGAAAGCUACUUAUUCCCGCUCAUUAGGUUCUCCUCAUGAAGGGCCAUAUCUUAUCAAUUAGCUACUCCUCCUCUCUGAACUUAGGACUACCUCAGAACCAAAAACACACACAUUGUUACACACAUCACAUAACAACAAGAAACAAACAUGCACAUCAACUUGGGCGUCCAAACCGUUCAAAUCUAAACUGGAGUUCUCCUCAUGAAAGCUAAAUUUGUUAUUCACAGACAAAGGAACAGAUCCAAAUGUGUUAUUUUGCCUUUAUUAAGGUACAAAGUUAAGUUUCUUUCUUUGGAAUCAGUCAACCCCUCCUACACAGCUGACCUUUUGGCGCUAUUUUCAGUUGUCUCUUGGUUGGGUGAUUUGACUCCCUCUGCAGCCUAUAAAAUUUGGCAUAUCGAUGGAAGGGGUCUUCGACUGUUUGCUGAGAACAGACUUCAGAGCAGCUUGUCUGUUUUCGCCUGAUAGUACAAAUGAAGCACAAAUUGAAGACAUUUAGGAAGUAAAUGCCUCUAUCUUAAAGCAGUCUUGCAUCAUUGUUUAAUGUCUUUCUCUAACUUGGAGAAGCUAG
This is a messenger RNA of Scomber japonicus (chub mackerel), 3250 nucleotides long. RefSeq names its product TBC1 domain family, member 22a (gene tbc1d22a). Lineage: Eukaryota; Metazoa; Chordata; Actinopteri; Scombriformes; Scombridae. The record is from RefSeq and is a predicted model, not a curated record. Gene Ontology annotation, biological process: activation of GTPase activity. Gene Ontology annotation, molecular function: GTPase activator activity. The transcript is spliced from 14 exons. The coding region runs from base 103 to 1764 and encodes 553 amino acids.